AAAAAAAAAUUAUGUUAGUAAAUCUAGUUUUUUUUUCAAGUCUAAUGAUAGUUGAAGUAAAUUGUAAAGUAGUUAAACCAUCGAUGAAUUUAAAGCUAGGUGAUGUCAUUAAUAUUAAUUAUUUAAAUACUAAAUCAAAUAUUAUUUACGAUAAUAUAUUUGAAAAUAAAAUUAUUCCAAAUUUGGACAGUAUUCUGUCAAAAAAACGAGAGUUAUCAAUUUAUGGUGUCAAAAAAUUUGAAGAAGUCAUAUUACAAUACUACGGGGACUACAAUAUCGAAUCAAUUCACCCGGCGACAAAGAGAAAAAUUUUAAAAAAAUAUGAUAAAAGUUUACCAUUUACAUUUGAUAUUGAUAAUAAAUAUAUUAAGAAAUAUCAUAGAUAUGAAUUAUUGAAAUUAUGCCGGGAUAUUGAGGAACGGAAGAUAUCAUUAAAUAUGACUAAGUCCAUAAACGAGACAUUGUACUCAUUAAAUUUUGAUGAUAUUAUGAAUAACACAAGUCCAAUUGAUUUUGAUAAAUUUUUAAUUUACGAUUCGCCAUUAGUCGUAGUGACUCCACGUUCGACUAUGGGAACACAUUUUGUGUCAUCAAUAACUACUGGUAAUUGUUUGUAUCAGAUUAUUGUAUUUAAAUAUCCAUAUCAUUUAAGAAAGAAGCAAAAAAAUUCAAGCAAACUUAAUGUUCCACGUGUGAUGAUUUACACUACUCCCAUAAAAUCGAUGAGUCAUAAUGUAACUCUGGAAAACUUAGCAAUGAAUUACAUAAAUGAUACAGAACAUAUUGAUAAUAAUGAAACGAGUGAUUUGAUAAAAGUAAUUGACAAUAAAGAAUUAUGCAUAAAAAUAGUAAGAGAAUUAAAAAACGAUGUUGUGACGAAAAUAAAAUUUCAAAGGCUGCCACCAAAAUUUAAAAAGUUGUAUUUACAUCUGAGUAAAUACAAUAAAACUUCACUAUCAUAACAUUAGUUAAGUUUCAGUAAAACUGUUUUUCAUUUGCGUCCCUCUUUUUUCGCAACAUAUAUAAAAAACGAAUUGGUAGAGGAUCAAUGAAAUUCGAACUUGUGUCCAGAUAACAAUUGCCUGUCAAUCGCAUUCGCAUCCAGGAUCCCUCGUGGUCGAGUAGACUUGUCAUGGGCUAGUUGUCUCUCUGUAACAAGAGAUUUUCUUUCUCUUUAGGGAAAUGAAACAAAAAAUCUCUGCCGUAAAAAUAAUGAAUAAAAAAAAGAACAACAAAACGACUGAAAUUAAUCUUUUUUUUUCAAU
This is a messenger RNA of Microplitis mediator, 1265 nucleotides long. RefSeq lists its product as uncharacterized. The coding region runs from base 12 to 962 and encodes 316 amino acids. The record is from RefSeq and is a predicted model, not a curated record. The transcript is spliced from 3 exons. Lineage: Eukaryota; Metazoa; Arthropoda; Insecta; Hymenoptera; Braconidae.